Molecule: messenger RNA, 468 nt
Organism: Hemisphaericaspora subhashii
Lineage: Eukaryota; Fungi; Ascomycota; Pichiomycetes; Serinales; Debaryomycetaceae
Product: 40S ribosomal protein uS17
Exons: 2
Coding region: 1-468 (155 amino acids)
Biological process (GO): translation
Cellular component (GO): cytosolic small ribosomal subunit; ribosome
Molecular function (GO): structural constituent of ribosome
Source: RefSeq, a predicted model, not a curated record
AUGGCUACCGAAUUAACCGUUCAAUCUGAAAGAGCUUUCCAAAAGCAACCACACAUCUUCACUAACCCAAAGGCCAAGGCCAACAGAAAGACCAAGAGAUGGUACAAGGAUGUUGGUUUAGGUUUCAAGACCCCAAAGGCCGCCAUUGAAGGUUCUUAUAUUGACAAGAAGUGUCCAUUUGUCGGUACUGUUUCUAUCAGAGGUAAGAUCUUAACCGGUACUGUUGUUUCCACCAAGAUGCACAGAACUAUCAUCAUUAGAAGAGAUUACUUACAUUAUGUUCCAAAAUAUAACAGAUAUGAAAAGAGACACAAGAAUGUUGCUGCUCACAUCUCCCCAGCUUUCCGUGUUUCUGAAGGUGAUGUUGUUACUGUUGGUCAAUGUAGACCAAUCUCUAAGACUGUUAGAUUCAACGUCUUAAAGGUUGCUGCUGCCGCUUCUAAAUCUAAGAAGUUCUCCAAAUUCUAA